AUGACUUUGGAUCGCAGCAAACACCCAUUAUUUGACGUCACCAUCGAGGGAAUACUGCUGACCAUAAUGGCAGACUCGGGUUCCAGUAUCAACAUUCUGGAUGAGCAAGAUUACAACAAGCUCUCCCCACGACCGAGUUUGGAGCAAACACGCAGCAAAGUUUAUCCUUACCAGACCGAGGCACCCCUACCCGUCCUUGGGCAAUUUACCUCCAUCGUCGCAUCGGAAACAGUCAACCGCACAGAGACAUUCUAUGUUGUGAAAGGAACCAGUGGGUCAUUACUUAGCUGGCGCACUUCUACCGACCUGCAGCUACUCAAAGUCGUAAAGCCCAUUACACAUCAAAACAUUCCCACCGUUGAACAGCUCACCACCCAAUACCAGGACUUGUUCCAAGGACUCGGCAAGUUGAAAGAUUACCAGGUUCAGCUUCAUAUUGAUGAAGGUGUACCACCAGUUGCCCAACCACACCGACGCGUGCCGUUCCAUGUGCGCAAACAACUUGAGGAACAGCUGAGUCAGGACGAAAAACUGGGUGUAAUCGAACGCGUGGAGGGCCCAACCCCCUGGGUAUCGCCCAUUGUUGUGGCACCGAAGCCCAACUCACCCGGAAAGGUCCGCGUAUGCGUUGACAUGCGUCGUGCAAACACAGCAGUCCAGCGUGAACGCCACAUCACCCCAACGAUCAAGGAAAUCAUUGGCGAUUUGAAUG
Paramuricea clavata is the source of this 712-nucleotide messenger RNA. The record is from the annotation of a GenBank genome assembly. NCBI's taxonomy places the organism in Eukaryota, Metazoa, Cnidaria, Anthozoa, Malacalcyonacea, Plexauridae.